AUGCAUUCGCCCCCGCGUAACCACCCUGGUCUGUUCCCUGGCGUCGUGAGUGAGCGUGUGUUCCUUCCCCAGGUGCAGCUCGAAGCGCACGCCACCAUUCUCCAAACUACAUCCCGCGUCACGCUAACGCAGACCUUCAUCAAUCCCUCGGCGACCAAGGCCAUUCGUGAAGUCAAGUACGUCUUCCCGCUCUACGAAGGUAUCAGUGUCGUUGCCUUCACCUGCCAUGUCGCGGACCGCACUAUCGUUGGCGAGGUCAAGGAAAAGAAUGAAGCGAAGCAAGACUACACGCAAGCUGUCCAGCGAGGAGAGACCGCGGGUCUCUUCGAGCAACUUGAUACAGCUGACACGUUCAUGACCACCGUUGGGAACGUGCCUCCUGGUGUCCGGGUCGUCAUCGAGCUUACCUACCUCGGAGAACUGAAGCACGACAUGGAGGUGGAUGGUAUCCGCUUCACCAUUCCGAGCAUCAUCUCGUCUCGGUAUGGCCGCACAGCACCUGGAUCCGAGGCUAUUUUGGCUCAGUUCCAAAACUUUACACCCUCACGCGGAGGUCACUCAGGCAACAUCUUAAUCACCGUCGACGCUGAGAUGGCAGAGGGCUCAUUCAUCCAGAAGAUACUUUCCCCCAGUCAUCCUAUCUCAGUUUCCAUGGGUACUACAUCGAUCGCUCCCAACGACGUACCUGAAAUGUCAAAAGCGUCUGCAACCCUUGGAAUUCAGAGCACGCAUCUCGACACCGACUUCGUCCUUCAGAUCGUCGCAAAAGAUACUGGUAUUCCGAAGGCCAUCCUCGAAACACAUCCCACCAUUCCCAAUCAGCGAGCCUUGAUGGCCACGUUGGUUCCCAAGUUCGCCCUCCCGCCUCAGAGUCCGGAGAUCGUCUUUGUAUGCGACCGCUCGGGAUCAAUGGAAGGCACUAGGAUCGCUCUGGCCAAACAAGCUCUCCAGAUCUUCCUCAAGUCGCUACCAGUAGGCGCCAUGUUCAACAUCUGCUCGUUCGGCUCCGGCUACUCGUUCCUAUGGCCACGAAGUGUAGCUUACAGCCAAAAGACACUGGACGAAGCUGUGCAGCACGUGGGUUCUCUCGCGGCCAACUACGGUGGGACGGAGAUGCUGGAGCCGCUCAAAGCGACGGUUCAUCAACGCUAUCGGGACAUCCCGCUCGAAGUGAUGAUGCUUACUGAUGGCGCCAUCUGGAACCAGGAUAUUCUGUUCACUUACCUGAACGAGCAGGUCCAAGACACCACAGCGCCGAUUCGCGUCUACACCUUGGGUGUGGGAUCGGGUGUGUCACAUUCUCUUAUCGAGGGUAUCGCAAGAGCAGGGAAUGGGUUCUCGCAGACCGUGGGCGAGGGCGAAAAGAUGGACAGCAAGGUUGUUAGAAUGCUGAAGGGGGCCUUGUCUCCACAUGUUAACGACUACUCGCUUGAGGUCAAGUACGCUGGUGGUAUAGAGAGCCUCAACGAAGAGGAGGACUUUGAAAUUGUGGAACGAGUUGCAGAUAGCUUGACGGUGAAGCUUGAUUUGAACGAAAAAGCAGACGAGCCGAACACAAUCAAGCCGAUCUCAUUGUUCGACCCGUCUGCCGACCCUGACAGAAGCGAAAAGCCUGCCUCAGGAGCCUCAAACCUCCACAACGUUGCGACUCCCAAGAUUGUUCAGGCGCCCUCGAGGAUUCCUCCCCUCUUCGCCUUCAACAGGACAACAGUCUACCUACUCCUCGGUCCCGAUGCCCCACACCAAACACCCCUUUCCGUCCUCCUCCGCGGCACCAGCACCCAUGGUCCUCUCGAGCUUGAGUUUCCCAUCCAGGUGCUAGAUAGGCCCGGGACGACAAUCCAUCAGCUUGCCGCCAAAAAGGCCACGUUCGAGCUCGAGCAAGGCAGAGGCUGGCUCGCCGAAGCGAAAGAUGAGUCAGGGAAGUUGCUGAAAGAGCGGUACGAAAGCCGAUUUAGCAGCAUGAUGGAGCGAGAGGCAGUGAGGCUAGGCGUGCAAUUCCAAGUCAGCGGGAAGUGGUGCUCGUUUGUGGCAGUUGAGAAAAACAGGCCGACCGAACCGGAAAAGGCGCACACACAGUGGGAAUAUCUCGAAGACGAAGCCGCUCCAGAGCCACCACAUGAUUACCAAAUGCAAUGCAUGCUUCUGGAGCAGCAAAACAAAAAGCGGCUUCUGAUGGCGCGACAAGAGCAAGAUACGCUAGCCAGUGCUUCCUAUGGAACUACCAACCCUGAAGGCGUCAAUUCCCCUCCCAAAACAGUCGAGACACUGGCUGCAUCAUCUAGAAGUACCUGUUCUGAAAACGUCACAUCGCCACCCAAGACGGACGACGAGACCUUGGCUCUGCUCAUCUCCGUCCAGACCUUCGAAGGAGAGUGGAAGUACUCACCCCCUCUGUUCCUUGCACUCAAAAUAAGGGAAGAUGUGGUUGAAGAAGCGAGGACCAGGCUCAAUCAUCAUCUCUCUUCGAAGGCUGCAGCUGGAGAGACGGUAGAAUAUAGCGAAGCGGUGUGGGCUACUUCUCUGGCGAUAGUGUGCCUCGAGACGAAGCUGGCCAGUUUGCAGGGGAGCUGGGAAUUGAUCGUCGACAAGGCGAAGGCGUGGCUGUCAGGAAGUGUCGGGGCGGAAAGGAUGGAGGAGGUGUUAGAUAGGGCAAAGGAGCUUUCUGAUGAGAUCAGCAAGUACGAUGGGUCGAGGAUGAGGUCUGGUAACUAA
Molecule: messenger RNA, 2715 nt
Organism: Paraphaeosphaeria sporulosa
Lineage: Eukaryota; Fungi; Ascomycota; Dothideomycetes; Pleosporales; Didymosphaeriaceae
Exons: 3
Coding region: 1-2715 (904 amino acids)
Source: RefSeq, a predicted model, not a curated record